Liolophura sinensis is the source of this 717-nucleotide messenger RNA. RefSeq names its product fibrinogen C domain-containing protein 1-like. NCBI's taxonomy places the organism in Eukaryota, Metazoa, Mollusca, Polyplacophora, Chitonida, Chitonidae. The coding region runs from base 1 to 717 and encodes 238 amino acids. The record is from RefSeq and is a predicted model, not a curated record. The transcript has 5 exons.
AUGUCGAAACGGAAUUUGUCUUCCUCUCUUUUGAUCACACUAAUUUUCUCGAAUGCGUAUAUCCUACCGAUUGUACAGAAAUACAGAAAUGCAACCACACAAAGAGCGGAGUGUACCGAGUGUUCCGUUCGGAGUGGGAAAAGGCUCCUUGUGUACUGUGACAUGGUGACACAGGGCGGUGGAUGGCUGGUGUUCCAAAGACGACAAGAUGGCUCUGUUGACUUCUAUCGUAAUUUGCGGAAUUACACCGAUGGCUUUGGUAACCUCUAUGGGGAGUUCUGGUUGGGCCUGCAAAAGAUUCACCUCCUGACCUCUCAGGCGCACUUUGAACUCCUUGUGAAUAUGAGAAGCUACACCCUGGGAACGGGUUACGCUUCCUACAGCAGAUUCAGUGUGGCAAACGAGACUCACAACUUCCGACUCUUACUGGGGGCAUUCAAGGGGAAUGCCGGUGACUCUUUGGCUUACCACAACGGCUUGGAGUUUUCAACAUAUGACCGAGACAAAGACUACAACAACAAGGCGAACUGUGCAACGGCAUAUCAUGGGGCCUGGUGGUACAAUCGCUGUCAUCACACCAACCUGAAUGGGCUGUAUGUUCAUGUGAAGGAGAAGUCCCAGGAAAAUCCUUCAGUUAUCACGUGGUUCCAAUGGUCGUCUAAACAUCUCCCUCUUCAGUUCAGCGAGAUGAAGAUACGCCCGGUGAAAAUCCACUAA